Molecule: messenger RNA, 2628 nt
Organism: Xenopus tropicalis (tropical clawed frog)
Lineage: Eukaryota; Metazoa; Chordata; Amphibia; Anura; Pipidae
Exons: 8
Coding region: 766-1650 (294 amino acids)
Cellular component (GO): cytoplasm
Molecular function (GO): sulfotransferase activity
Source: RefSeq, a predicted model, not a curated record
UAUAAAUGAUUACUAAGCUGAGCCCAGGGUAGCUGUGCAUAAUGCUCCUGGCUGUGUAGCAGGGGGGACCCAUGGCUGCUCUUUGGCCCACUUAGCACCCAGUAGGACGGUCACUCCCUGCUUGUGGCCCCGGGGCCCGUUCCUGACACAGGGCUAUGACCCACCUUUAUAUAGGGACAAAAAUGCAGCCGUGCAAGGGGCCCGGCAAUCUCCGAGCUGCACGUCAGGUGCUUUUCUUUAGGCUGUUGCAACGCCGCGGCACCGCUCUUCCAUAAAUAUGUAACUUCUUUAACCCUUUUUCUGCCCCCAGUGUAGAGUCUAUCCUUCUGGCGCUCAAGUUACAGGGUGUCGGCCACCACAGACUUUUAUUCUAGGGGCAACUUGUAAGGGUGAGACUUGGGGCAAGUGUCUAUGUGAGCAAUCAAAACCCCUGAAAUUCUCUCCUGUUAUUUCCCUAAAUUCUCCCCUUCGCAGCUGCCCCAACAACGGGAUUAAUCCGCUUUCUCUUCAGGAUAUUUGCAUUCCUGUCUCACUCCCAGGGGGGCAGCUAAUCCUUCCUUUCCCCCCUCCCUCCACUUUAGACCCCUUAACUGUCCGGCCUAGGAGUUUAACUCUUCCUCUAUAUGAGAGGCGCCAGCAGGUAUGGGGGGCUAGGUAGGGGCUACAAAGUCACAACCAGAACUCCUGGGCUUCAACAAGAGGCAAAGAACUGGGAGAAAGAGACUGGGAUCUACUGGGAAGUCCCACCGUCUCUACGUUCUGGUGAUGGAAGGUGCGCCGGAAUGGCGACGCAAGGACUGGGCAGACGUUCAUGGGAUUCCCAUGGUUGCUGCCUUUGCCUCAAACUGGGAUCGAAUCGAUAAUUUCCAGGCCAGAGAUGAUGAUCUUGUCAUAUGCACAUACCCCAAGUCAGGUACAACGUGGAUCAGUGAAAUUGUUGAUGUGGUUCUUAGCGAUGGGGACACAGAAAAGAGCAAGCGAGACGCCAUACACAACAAGGUGCCCAUGAUGGAAUUCUCUGCCCCUGGAUAUGUACCCUCAGGUUCCCUGGUGUUAGAAUCAAUCCCCUCUCCCCGUAUUAUCAAGACCCACCUCAGUGUCUCUCUCCUGCCAAAAUCCUUCUGGGAAAAGAAGUGCAAGUACAUCUAUGUGGCGAGGAACCCAAAGGAUGUGGCAGUCUCAUUUUAUCAUUUCGACAGGAUGAAUCAUCUACAUCCAGAGCCGGGACCGUGGGACCAGUAUCUGGAGAAGUUCAUAGAGGGGAAAGUGGCCUAUGGACCAUGGGGUCCUCAUGUGAGAGACUGGUGGGAACUGAGGAAGAAACAGAACGUGUUGUACCUGUUCUACGAGGACAUGAUUGAGGACCCCAAGCGUGAGAUCCGGAAAGUCGUGUCAUUCCUAGGGAAGGAUCUGCCAGAGACGGUUGUGGAGAAGAUCUGCCAACACACAUCCUUCAAGGCCAUGAAAGAGAAUCCAAUGACCAACUACACGUCUGUCCCUUCCAUUGUGAUGGAUCAAUCUAUCUCCCCCUUCAUGAGAAAAGGGAUCUCCGGUGACUGGAAGAAUCAUUUCACUGUGUCCCAGAGCGAGAUAUUCGAUGAGUAUUAUGAGAGAGAGGUGGCGGGCACCGGUUUAUCCUUUAGAUUCUAGGACUUUGAACCAUUUUGGGACUUGGCUCCACCCAAUACAAGGACUGUCGCUGCACUUCUCCAAGAUACCGAUGUCCUGUAAUACCUGGAAACCCAAGGGAAGCGUGUUCUGCAGCACUAGAACUCUCAUGAUCAAGUCUCCUGUGUAGGCUCAUUUCUGGCCCAAGUAAAGGUGGCCAUGCACCAUAAGAUCCACUUGUUUUGCUAGGUGGCCAAAGGAGCAGAUUUUGCCAGCGAUAUACCCACUGCCUUAAGGUGGCCAUACACGGGCAGAUUGGAGUCCUUUAGUCCCAUUUGGCAGCUUAUUUACCCGUGUACAGGGAACCCCGCGUCUGACCAAUAUCGGGUAGGUUUGAUUUUUUUAUGUGGAUCAGGAACUCCAUCGGAUCAUUAAUAAAGGUCCUCCCUUCGACAGCUCCUAUCUUCAUCAUCGUAAUUAGGUCAUUUGGCCCUAGGGCCAAUGAGCAAAUUGUAUAAUGUACGGCCACCUUAAGGGGGGCGAUAAUGAAGUCAUUUGAUAAUUUGGCCUAAGGGCUGAGGAGGAGGAAUAGGACCCAUCGCAGGGAGGACCGCAUCAAUGAUAUGAUGCGGUCCCUGAUUCGAAGGGAAAAUCAAAGCUGCCCGAUAGACAUCAGACCAAUUUUAGGCCAGAUAUUGGUUGUGUAGGCGUCUAGGGAGUCCCCAUACAUGGGCAGAUAAGCUACCGAAUUGGUCUAAAGGACCCGAUUAAAUCAAAUCUGCCCAUGUAUGGCCACCUUAAAACCAGGACACACAGACACUCUUAGACAGAUCUGUUGAGACAGAUGAGUAUGGGUAUAUCCAUAAACUGAGCCCUAUUCAACCUAUGUGUGCCCACAUCAGUCCCAAAGCCCAGAACAUUUAGGCUUGCCAUUCAAGAAUGUUCCCUAAAAACCAGGGUAUUGGGAACUAGAAAAAUACAAUAUACACAAUUUCAAUAAAAAUUAAGAAAUAAGAGAGA